GAACCAAAAAUCGUUAUGACCAACAAGUUGUGCACUGUUUCAGUUGGUGACACAGAACAGAACAACCGGCUCCAGUCAAAACCCCUAAAACCCCUAAACUCAAACUCCCAAACACACAGAGAAAGAAGAAGAAGAAGUAGUAGAGACCCAAGCAGAAGCACAAGGAUGAAGGACGAGGAUGACGGACCACCCAAUAGAGAACUCUACGCACUGCUUCACAUAUCUCCUGAUGCCUCCGAUGACGAAAUCAGAAAAUCCUACCGGCAAUGGGCCCAAAUCUACCACCCAGAUAAAAUUCAAGCUCCCCAUAUGAAAGAAGCUGCUACAGAAAACUUUCAACGAAUAUGUGAAGCGUAUGAGAUAUUGACAGAUGAGAAUAAGAGGAAGAUAUAUGAUAUUUAUGGUAUGGAAGGGUUGACUUCCGGUUUGGAGCUUGGUACAAAGCUCAGUAAAGCAGAAGAGCUAAAGGAGGAACUUGAGAGGUUGCGGAAAUUGAAGGAAUUAGAGAAGGUCGCGGCACAAUUUCAAACUUCUGGUUCCAUGGUUGCCAAAAUGUCUUUACCACACUUUUUAAGUGGCAACGGCUUCAUGAGAGGAAUGGCUAUGACAAGUACAGUUCAGUCUCAGAUAUCAAAACGCAAUACACUAUCAAUUGGCGGAUAUGUAGCAGCUAAUGGAAACUCUGGCGGUGGAGGAGCUACUCUUGUUUUCGGCCAUCAGCUUUCUCCAGUUUCUUCCAUGGAGAUUGUGGCCUCAACUGGUUUAAGGUCACUUCUUGGAGUGCAGACAUCUCGUCACUUAUCUCAACAUUUAAAUGCAACAAUGGGACUUGCACUGUCCUUGAAAGAUGGUUCGUUGAAUCUCUCCAAUGUGUGGACACGAGAACUGUCUGAAACUACAAGUGGAAAUAUAGAGCUUAAUCUGGGCACUGAUUCAUCUAUUGCAAUAGGAUGGAAAAAGAAAGAAGAGAAAUCCUCUGCUUCUGGACAGAUGAAGUUGGGACUAGGUUCUUUUGAGGUAACAGCUAAUUAUACUCAUCGUUUUUCCAAAAAGUCUCAUGGUCAUCUAGAAGGAAAAUUUGGAAGCCAUGCCCUUGCGAUCGAAGUUGGUGGUGGGAGAAAAAUAUCUAAAUUUAGCACUGUCCGCAUGUUGUAUUCGAUAGGAAUUCAGGGUAUCUUUUGGAAAUUGGAACUGCAUCGUGGAGGCCAAAAGUUGAUUGUUCCUAUUUUGCUUUCAAGACAUUUGGAUCCUGUUUUUGCAACUGCAGCAUUCUUUUUUCCAACAUCUCUGUACUUCUUUGCCAAGAAAUUUAUUAUCAAACCUUAUUAUCUAAUGAGGGAAAAGCAGAAGGCUUUAGAGAACAUGGAAAGAACUUCUGCCAAGGUUCAAGAGGCACGAGCAGCGGCAGAUAAAGCUCAAAAGUUAUUACAAAAUGUAGCAAAUAGGAAACAGAAAAAGCAGCAAGAGAUAGGAGGCCUGGUAAUCACAAAGGCAUUUUAUGGGAGUGUUAAAACUUUGAAGAAAAGAGAUGAAAAUGUAGAAACAAAUGAUGAAUUAGCUCUACAGUUCGUUGAUGUUACAUUGCCUCUAAACUUUCUCGUCAGUGACAACGGGCAACUCAAGCUUCACGAAGGCGUAAAGAAGUCUGGCAUUAUGGGAUUUUUCGAUCCAUGUCCUGGAGAGCCUAAGCAGUUGUAUGUAGAGUACACUUAUGGUGGCAAUGUAUACGAGGUAGUAGUUGAUGAUUAUGCCGAGUUGCUAUUACCUCAGGAAACGCACAGAAUUUGAGUAUUCAUUUUACAAUGCUUUAAUUUACAUUUUGAUUACCUCUCCCAUUCUGUAUGUUAUACGCAAUCCUCUUACCAUGGUACCUGAUACCCCAAAAUGUAAAGGUAUCUCAACUUGAUUUCCUUUUCUUCUUUUACUUUGUUCCCUUACAGCCGCUACAAUUUUUUCUUAAAAUGUUGUAUUUAAUUUAAUAAGAACUAUGGAAAGAAAAAAGUCCAACUUAUUAAUUUUCCCUUCUUAAUUUAACUUUUUAACUUUGGCAAGUUGAACUAUAGCCAUUUUUUUAUACAUUAGACGUGACCUACCGUACUUUGGUG
This is a messenger RNA of Argentina anserina (silverweed cinquefoil), 2105 nucleotides long. Its product is annotated as chaperone protein dnaJ 13. Lineage: Eukaryota; Viridiplantae; Streptophyta; Magnoliopsida; Rosales; Rosaceae. The transcript is spliced from 13 exons. The record is from RefSeq and is a predicted model, not a curated record. Bases 16 to 1788 code for a protein of 590 amino acids.